AUGACCUUCGCCCCGAUCACCUCGACAUUCUCUCGCUUUUUCCGGCCCUUCUCAACCAGCGCGCCCGUCCGCUCGUUCCCGCAGGAGACACAGUCACGCAACAUGUCCAACACCGAGCAGGCGACUCUCGCAGCCGGCUGCUUCUGGGGCGUCGAGCACCUGUACCGCAAGCACUUUGGCGGCAAGGGUCUGCUUGAUGCGAAGGUUGGCUACUGCGGUGGCAAGACUUCUUCGCCCACCUAUCGCGCUGUCUGCAGCGGGAAUACCGGCCACGCCGAAUCUCUGCGAGUAACCUUUGACCCCUCCCUCGUCAGCUACCGCCAGCUCCUCGAGUUCUUCUACCGCAUGCACGACGCCUCAACGCCGAACCGACAAGGCCCCGACGUGGGGACCCAGUACCGCAGCGCGAUCUUCACACACGGACCGGAGCAGCAGAAGAUCGCGGAGGAGAUCACCAAGAAGGUGAGCGAGCAAUGGUACAAGAAGCCUGUGUCGACGGAGGUCGUGCCGGCAGGUCAGUGGUGGGAUGCGGAAGAUUACCAUCAGCUGUACCUGCAUAACAACCCGGCUGGAUAUGAGUGCCCUGCGCACUUCGUCCGCGACUUCCCUCCUCUCUCUUGA
Messenger RNA from Penicillium chermesinum, 621 nucleotides. Its product is annotated as peptide-methionine-S-sulfoxide reductase. The record is from RefSeq and is a predicted model, not a curated record. Gene Ontology annotation, molecular function: peptide-methionine (S)-S-oxide reductase activity. Lineage: Eukaryota; Fungi; Ascomycota; Eurotiomycetes; Eurotiales; Aspergillaceae. The transcript is spliced from 3 exons. Bases 1 to 621 code for a protein of 206 amino acids.